GGGCAGUGAAGCCAUAUUGGAUGCGCAAAUAAAAUGUUUGUUGUUUCUGGUUACUGGUUAGCUUGGUAAAAACUGAAAACCAAUUUUGUCGUUCAAUUCCUAUUUUAAUAAAUUAUGGCAUUGUUCAAUGUAAUUUAAAUUAAAUUCUGUAUUAUUCAUUAAAUAAUUUUAGAUAAAAAUUAUUGUGCUCACGUCGAUAGAAUCUUCCUGUUCAUCAGAUCUGAUGCUGACUCCUAGCAUCUCGAUCUCAAAAUGAGCAGUAACCAUCACAUGGGAGCUACCACUCCCAACGGAGAGAUUGAGCACAUGAAUUUUCUGUCAGAGCACAUAGGUGCUCUGUACCUCAACGAUGCUUACAGCGAUAUUGUACUUAAAGUUGAUGAUACCAGGUUUCAUGCACAUAAAGUCAUACUGGCAGCUAGAAGCGAAUAUUUUCGCGCUCUUCUAUAUGGAGGCAUGAAGGAAUCUCAUCAAGCGGAAAUCGAACUGAAGGACACGAGUAUUGAAGCAUUCAAGGCUCUGUUGAAAUAUAUUUACACUGGUCAUCUGUCUCUGACGUCUGUCAAGGACAUAGUUCUGGACAUGCUGGGACUGGCACACCAGUUCGGCUUCGUUGAGCUGGAAGCGGCAAUCUCAGACUACCUGCGUCAGACGCUGAGCAUUCAGGACGUGUGUGCUGUGUUCGACGCAGCCAGGCUCUACCACCUGCACUAUCUGACCAAGGUGUGCACCACCUUCAUGGACUCGCAUGCUACGCACAUCAUUGCGCAUCCCACCUUCAAUCAGCUCACUGCGAGUGGCCUGAAGGAGCUGGUAGAUCGAGACUCGUUCUUCGCGCCGGAAGUCGAUAUUUUCCGCGCGGUGGUGGAGUGGAUACGCGCCAACAACGUGGCAGCCGGAGCACAGCGAGACUCGAUACUCGAAUGUGUUCGACUGCCGCUGAUAUCGAUAGUCGAUCUGUUGACGGUUGUAAGGCCACAGCAGCUGGUCAAGUCGGACACCAUUUUGGAUGCCAUUCAGACCACUGUGUCGAGGGGUGUGGUGCGGCGGAGGGGGUGUCUAUUGCCCGAGGAGAACAUGGCGCACCCGAAGUUCGGCACGCAGGUGUUGUCGGGUGAGAUGCGGUCAGCGCUGCUGAACGGCGACUCGGUGAACUACGACAUGGAGAGGGGCUACACACGACACACCAUUGUGGACCCAGGCCAGGGUCAGGCGGAGAGUGGUAUUCUGGUCAAGCUAGGCAAACAGGCCAUUGUCAACCAUGUCAGGAUGCUGCUAUGGGACCGUGAUCUCAGGUCGUACUCGUACUACAUAGAAACGUCGAUGGACCAGAAGGAGUGGACGCGUGUGGUGGACCACAGCCUGUACUACUGUCGCUCGUGGCAACUGCUGUACUUUGAGCCGGUGGUGGUGCGCUACGUGCGGCUGGUCGGCACCAACAACACUGUCAACAAGGUGUUUCACGUCGUCUCCUUCGAGAUCAUGUGGACGGCCGCGCAGUUCCAAAUCGACAAGGGACUCAUAGUUCCGAGGCAGAACGUGGCGACGUAUCCGUUCAGUGCGACCGUGGUGGAGGGGGUGAGUCGAAGUAGGAAUGCCCUCUUGGAUGGCAACACAAGCAACUAUGACUGGGACUCUGGCUAUACGUGUCAUCAGCUGGGCAGCGGCUCCAUACUGGUGCAGUUGGGUCAACCCUACAUGAUCGACUCCAUAAGACUGCUAUUGUGGGACUGUGACGACCGGAGCUACAACUACUACGUGGAGACAUCAGUGAACAUGGCCGACUGGGAGUUGGUGUGUGACAAGACCAACGACAACUGCAAGUCCUGGCAGACGAUUCGCUUCGACAGGCGGCCCGUCGUCUUCAUACGCGUCAUCGGUACUCACAAUACAGCCAACGAGGUAUUCCAUUGUGUGCACCUUGAGUGUCCCGCUCAAGUGCCCACCCCUGAAGAUGGCACCUCCCCCCGCACCCAAGGGCAAACUCAAGGUCAAUUCCCAUCCAGUCAAGGUCAAGGCCAGCAGUCACGUGAUAAUUGCAAGCCGGUGGGCAAAGUAGAGAGACAGCAGAGAGGCGGCCAUUUUGUGUGGCACUCAGCCGCCCCCGGGGAUGCAGAGGCGGCGGGUGGUGGAGGGGAACAGGAGUGGGUCACCGCCCCCCAAACCAUUGAAGAUGCCGCCCCAAGCGACGAUGAAAAUACUAAUGAAACCACAUGAGCUUCAAUCACAUCGACCAUCAACUUGGUCCAAUCGCUAUGCAAAUUUAGAUUCUUCUGGAAUGAAAAUUUCUGCUGUACAUUUACCAAUUUACCAACACUAGACUAUAUCUAACAACUUCUAUCUGUAAAAACUUUGAUUACUCCACUAUGCUUCAAACUCACGUUUUUGUAUUUUAAGGGCCGGUUUCCGAGCUCGGGAUUUAGCUGAGUUCUACACUUUUAACAGCUGGAGUCAGAAAAUUGGCUUUCCGAGACGGGGCGUAGUCGCAGUCCACGUUUAAAUUAAUCUUCGAAAAACUAGAAAAUCAAGACAAAAUAAAAUAAAGAGAAAAUAGUGUAAAGUUUCUCAGCUAUUUUGAAUUAUUAUUUAGAAAUCUUCCAUUUCGUCAAGGAAAAAAUGUUUUCAAUUAUAGAAUGAGAAAAUGAAGAUUUAUUCUGCUGCGACUAUUUAGUGCGACUACGCCCCGUUUUGGAAAGCAAAUUUUCUGAUUCCAGCUGUUUAAAGUCUAGAACUUACCUAAAUCCCGAGCUCGGAAACUCUUAGUUCUACAUUUCACCAUUUUUUAAUUUGUUCUGAUUAUAAUCUUUCAUAUUUUCGUGUUGGUUUCCUAUUUCUAGCUAGUCUGUGAAAAACGCUUGUGUCUGUUAAUAUAUUUAUAAUCUCUCAAUGUUUUAAAUUUGUGAGUUUAUGAAUUACUGUAAAAUAUAAUAUUAGAGUUUGUAUAAAAGUGUUGUAUUAUUAUUUUAUUGAAAAUGUAAGUAGGCUACAUAUUUUUCUUUGUUAACGAAAAUAUUCCAGUUAGACGCAUCUCAGAAACGGAACAGUAUUCUAGAAUUAAAAAUAUGAUGAUAUAAAUUCAAAUCAAUAUUACUUUGUUGAGUUGUAAAUCUAGAUUGUAAUCCUCUAGUACUUUUGUGUAUAAUCUGUUGAUUUUCGUAUGUAGAUAAAAUUCUAUUGUUAAAGUUAUGUAACUUAUAUUUUUGUAUGAUUUCAAUUGUUGAAAAUAAUUAUUAUUCAUUUGAAA
Messenger RNA from Nilaparvata lugens (brown planthopper), 3244 nucleotides. It is a transcript of the gene BTBD9, whose product is annotated as BTB/POZ domain-containing protein 9. The transcript is spliced from 12 exons. NCBI's taxonomy places the organism in Eukaryota, Metazoa, Arthropoda, Insecta, Hemiptera, Delphacidae. Gene Ontology annotation, biological process: modulation of chemical synaptic transmission; circadian behavior; adult locomotory behavior. Bases 253 to 2217 code for a protein of 654 amino acids. The record is from RefSeq and is a predicted model, not a curated record. Gene Ontology annotation, molecular function: protein binding.